GUUGCAGUUGUUUUGGAACGGGUUUGAGCGAGAGGUGAGACGUGAGAAAUAAAAAUGUCAAGUUUAUUCAGUCACUCUUCUCUUCGGUGCAGUGUCAGUGAUAGUCCAAUUCACCGAUUGUGUUUUAACAUGUUUUGAGUGUAGAUAGAAAAUUUGUUGUGUCAAGUGUUUGUUUUGUUCGCGUUUAUAGUUAUUUUGUUGAAAUUAUUUAAAUAAUGAUGGACUCGAUGGACGAUAAUCACUUUGCUACUAAGCCAAUGUUAGAAGAGACAUUUUAUAUCCUGUCAAAAAAGAACACGGUUUACAGAGUGAAGUUGACAGAGAAAGGGCUUUGUUUACAGAAAGAAAACAAUGGAACAAUAAAAACUGAAACUAUUGCAUUGUGCGAUAUUAUUGGAUGUCGGUGUAUGCGUAGCAAAAGACGUUCGGAAAAUAAUGCUUGUGCCUGUCGUCCCAGCUCAAGCAGAAAAAACGAUCCUAGAGUUGUUGAUGAAAAUUCGGUUGAUAAGGACGAAAAUGAUAUCAGUGCUUUUCUUUACAUUUACGCUUACGUUUUAAAAAAUUGCAAAGUAAAGUCUGGACAGAAACGAGAAAGAAUGACUAUAACAUUGCGGUUCAGAUCUUUCGACAAGUAUGAUGAUAAUAUGAAGGAAGCACAGAAGUGGAGAUCGGCUAUAAAAUAUUUAAUUACCUCGAGGUAUAGCCCUCAAAUUUCUCCCGGGAUGUCACCUACGUCAGGACCUUUUGGGAGCACAGUAAUUGAUAACAAAGUGUUCUUCAUAAUUAAUCCGAAAAGUGGUGUUGGAAAGGCUCGUGAUAUCUUCCAGCAAAGAGUUGUUCCUAUUCUCACAGAGGCUGAUAUCAAUUACGACAUUCACGUCACACGCCAUGCUCAAGAUGCCAGAAACCUGGUUCGAUCUCAGGAUAUCAAUCAAUAUGGAGGUGGUAUAGUUGUUGUUGGAGGAGAUGGAAUCCUAUUCGAAGUGAUCAAUGGACUCCUGGAACGUUUGGACUGGGAACCGGUGAUAGAACGGAUAAAACUUGGUAUUAUACCUUGUGGGUCAGGGAAUGGUCUUGCCAAAGCAAUUAGUUACGCUUACAAUGAACCUCACGACCAUAAUCCCGUACUGAUAUCUACCCUGAACGUGGUUCGGGGUGUUGCCGCUCCCAUGGAUUUGGUCCGUGUUCAAACUGAAUCUCAGGUUUAUUUUUCGUUUCUGUCGAUUGGCUGGGGUCUUUUGUCAGACAUAGAUGUUGAGAGUGAAAGACUACGAGCGAUUGGAAGUCAGCGAUUCACAAUAUGGAGUGUCGCUCGGCUCAUUGGCUUGAGAACGUACAAAGGGCGUUUAUCGUUCCAGAGGAUUCCGGCGGAUAGACUGCCAAUGAGUCGCAAUGGCAGUUCAUCGCUGCUGAGUCGGAGCAUCAGUGAGUGCGUCGAUGUCAACUCGUCCAUUUACCCCAGCAACAGCUUUGGCGACUGCCUCAACCUUGAAACUUCAUCUGAGGUGACGGAUUGUGUGAUGAGACGGCGCGACAGCUUCUACUCGGUGGCGUCUCGUCGCAGCACGUACCUGUCGGCGGCCGGUAGCAGCUACCAGUCGCUGGUGGAGGCGACCGGUGGCUCCUCCCCGCCACGCGUCUACGGCCCCGCCUCCCGGCUGCCACCUCUCAACCAGCCUCUGCCGUCCGACAGUUGGGAGGUGAUCAGCGGGGAGUUUGUAAUGGUGCAUGCUGUGUACCAGUCGCACAUCGCAGCAGACUGUUAUUUCGCGCCCGACUCGCGUCUCUCAGAUGGAGUUAUUUGGCUGUCUGUCAUCAAAGCUGGCAUUUCCAGAGCUCACCUACUUCAGUUCCUUCUGGGCCUAUCGACCGGAACGCAUGUGAAUAUAGCGCAGACCGAGUUCAUCCCGGUUUCGGCGUUUCGCCUGGAGCCACUCUCCAACAACAGCCUCAUCACAGUUGACGGCGAGCGAAUCAACGACAACUUGUUGCAAGCUGAAAUCAUUCCUGGAAUGGCCAAUGUGCUCGCACGCAGGAGCUAGUAAUCAACUAGUUAACUAGUUUCUUGUUAUUCGACUAGUUAAAACAACUAAUUAAUUCAACUAGUUAGAUCAACUAAUUAAUCAACUAGUUCCUUGAUCUUCCUGUAAUAUAGACAUUGAAAAAUUCUUUUUAAAGAAGUAAAACAAUCAUUGAAAUCAUUUUAUAUAGUUUAUAGAAAAAAUAUUGUUGUUAUCUGUAUGAAGAUGUAUCUAUAUGUUCAUAAAGUUAUAAUUUGAAAUUAUAUAUUUAAAUAUUUUUGAUUAUUUAAAUACAGCAUUAUCAAAUUAGCAAACUUUCUAUUGCAUGUAGUGUAGUGUUUUUAAUUGUUAUGGCAUUUAAGAACCAGUUACCGCGCAUAUAUUAUUUUUUAUAAAUUCUGUUAUACAUAACAUCUCCAGUACAAUUUAUCUAUGUAAGCGUUUUAUCCCUACCUGUGAUUCAGAUACAUUUGUAAUUUCUAAUGUCAGAAAACUAUAUCUCUAUAUACAGUUCUAUGAAACUUAUUUAUGCAUUUUAUAACUUGUGGUUCAUAAAAUAGUUUACGAGGUACUACCUGCGUUAGUAGGUAUACGCUGAGUUGAUUAAUACUCAUUUAAAGCAUUAUAAAUAGUUCACAUAUUAUAAUUCAUAAGUUUUUCAUCAUCUUAUUUAUGUCAUUUUAUAAAUGUCGAUAAUAAUUGCUGACUUGUGCAAUAUGUCUUAUAAGAAUUACUUUGAUUAAAAAGUUUUUUCUUCUUUUGAUAACAUAUUUUCAAGUUCUGCAAGUUGGUGAGAUGGUGUAUUUUGUUUCGACGUAUUUAUUGUAUGAAUAAUGCAUGCUCAAAUUGAAAACGGUGUAACUGUUAGUAAGAUAUUAUAACCAUUGGAAGAAUUCCAAAACUAAUCAGAUUUUGCAUUGAUAUCCCACAUAUUAUUGAUACAGUAUAUCAACAGAGAUGUGAAACGUAUAAAUGGCUAAGGAUUUUUAGUGUGAGAAGACUGAGUGUAAUUGUUAUUGUUGUUUUUCGGUUUAUGGGACCAGUUAAUUCAAUGGAUAUAUUUGAAUAAUACAAGGCUAUUUUGCUUGUUAAACUGUCCUGAGAAUCCAAUCAGAUGCUCAAGAAUACUAACUAAUAUUUUAUUUCCAUGUCAACAAAACCUAAUUGCCACGGUACCCGUUAAAAAGAAAAUGGAUUGCUGUAUUACAGAUGAACCCAAAAUUUUGUAUGUUCAAGGACUGUUUUAAACGUAUUAAUUUAUUGUGCUUACAUCUAAUUGUAAGAUAAUUUGCAAUUUUCAAGGCUGAUUUAUCAAAUGAAUGAAAGUUAUAUCAUUUGAAAAUUUCCUCAAUUUGAUACUAGAUUUUCACAUCGAUUUACUAUGGGGGUUCAGGGAUGUUUUGAAUAUAAAUUCAAAAACGGCAAAUCGUUUAAUAAAGAUCUGUUAUCUGUAUAAUGUUUUUUAGUCUGAAAUUAUCAAUUAAAUCACUAUUAGGCUUUGCAACCCAAUUUUAUUAGUUUCGGAUUCUCUGGAUCCAUAUCUUUGAAAAUAUUCAACACUAAAAAUGCCUAUUAUGCUUGUUCAUUAAAUACUUUUUCAUCUAAAUUAAUAAGGUUAAUCAUUUCACUUUUAUAAAAAUGUAUUGCAGAAAAUGUCUAUUAUUAGUUAUAUUAUUUUUUGCCUCAUACUGAUCCAGCCUCAAUCUUUUCAUUGUUUUUAGAAAAUAUUGGAGUUCACUUUAACGUAACUGGAAUCAUUGCCCCUUUGUUUAAAUUAAAUUUCACUAUCAAUAAUGUUGAAAAUGUGCAUUUUAUUGAAUUAUCAAAAAAUAUAUAUAAUCUAAAGUCAUAGAAUCUUAUAAAUUAGAUUUCUGUAAACUAGUUGCUUGUAAAUUCAAUCGAAUUUAUAAUUAAGUCACUAUUUUGAAUAGAUAAUUUUAUUAAAUACAAUAUGAAUUUAAUUCAAUUCCAUUCACUCCAAUAUAAAAUUAUGGAUAAAUUCACAUGAAAGCAAUAAAAGUCUGUAAAUCUCUUUGAUCAGUUUUCUUGGAAAUUUUCACUCAACAUUUAAUGAAUUAAUUAGUCAGAAAUCUAAAAACAACUAAAUCGUUCUUCCUAUUCAAAUUACCUCGUAUUAAAUUAACAUUUUCCCUUCUAUAGUGAUUCAUUUAUGAUUGUACAGUACUACUUAUGGUAAAGGUAAGUUUGUGGGUGAAAAUGUUAUUAAUUUCAAUCAAUUAUAAGAUAAUCCUAAGCUAUAAUUUAGAGAAAAUAAUAUGCACUUAGUGUAGAGUGAACGAAUUUUUAUUAGUGAUGAGAAACGAAAAACCUCUCAGAGAAAAUCCACAAUCAAUCAUUUUUAAUAUUUUAUGUAAUUUAGGAGAUUUAAAUAUUUUAUAUCCUAUUUAAGAUUGUUUUAAUUCACUGGCAUUUUGAAUACUGAGUGUAAUAAUGCAUCGUGUAAUUAGAAAUUUUCGCAAUAACUAGUCUUCCUAGAUUGAAAAAAUAUAUUGUGAUAAUUAUUGUGUAGCCUAAUAUGUUGAUUCGACAUUUUUGAUAAAUGGAAAAUAGACAAUAGACUCUUUGUUCAUGAUGAAUUUAUAAUAAAACUCCCCUCAGUUUUUUCAUAAAUAGGGGGUUUACUCUCAACUGUGUAUAUUUACAAUAGAAUACAGCUUUGUUUGCUAGUAGUAGUACACAUUCUAAAAAAUCUAUAUUUUAUUUAUUAAAACUAAAAUUGAGGUGGGUCUAGAGAAUUUGUUCCUAUGAGCGCAUAGUUAUGUCACACAUUUGAUUUUGUUUGUUCAAUUAGAUUGAUUUAUUACAUUAAAUUAAAGUUUACUGAGAAAGCUGCAGGAAUUUUAUUUGUUACUUCUCAUCACAAAUGAAAGGAGCAUCUAUUUACCAUUUACUUCAGUGUUUAGCAAUUCUCGUCUUGUUUAGGUCGAUGAGUUCCAAUCAAUAUGAACUCUGCAAGAUUUUUCAAGCAUUUGAAAAACUAUGUAUAGACUGUUUUGAUCUUGAAAAUGUAUAUGUACAAAUCCUCCUAUAUCAGUGAAGAUCCUAUACCUAAACUGACUUAGGUAUAAGAUUACUUUUAAUUUUACUGUAGAAGAUUAACAGUCUCUAGCCAAAAAAAGUAUUAUUACAGUAGUGUUUCCAAUCGAAACUGAAAGUGUUUUCAGUCUAAUCAUGAAUAUUUUAUUGACUCAAAGAGUACUUCAAGAAAAAUGAUUAUAAGUCUGCAUGCCGUAUUAUCUAAGAUAAUUUACAUCCAACCAUUUUUCUAAAAAAUGAAUUCAAUGGAUUUCAAAAACUAAUGAUGUUUGAAAAUCGCCCAUUAAAUAAAGUUGGAAAACAAUUUUAUUAAGUAGGCUACUUUGGAGAUCAGUGCCAAUUAGUUGAAUAGUGUUAAAACGUAGUGAUACUGAAAAUUACAAUUUUAAUAAAUUAGUACCACACUUGUAUUGGAAAGUAUAUAGAUUUCGAAAUAAAUAACAUUUGAAUUGAUCAUACACUAGACUCUAGUUUACUCCACUUGAAAAUAGACUAUGUUAUUCGUACUAUUAUACAAAUAUUUAAAUUAUUUGAGUCAAUUUUGAUGAUAAGUAUCAUAUUCCUUGUAAUUAUAAAAAUUCAUUAAUGACAGUCAAUUCUAAAUCUAAUUCACAAUUUGUUCUUGUAUUCAAUAAUAUUUAAUCAUAUUUGCUAACAUUAUCUAGUUAAAAGGGUCAAUUUUUGUUGUUAAUUUUGAUACUUUCCUUACUAUUACUACUUUGCUAACAUAUUCUUCUUUAUAUACUGUAGUAAGUUUUGAACACCAUGAUCUUAAUCUUCCAAUGGGAUCCUAGGGAUAUCCGUGAACAGUCAAUUUUAGAUCUAAAAUCAACCUUGUUUUUGAUUAUUUAUUAUAAUCAUACUGUAGUUCAAUAUAUUAAUUAGGUCACAUUUUCCUGUUUCAGAGGACUUGUUGUUUUGGAGGAGUGAAAACAUGUCAUUUUUACUAUGUUCAUCACUAAUUUCCUACUUGAUGUAUUUUUUUUCAACAGAGAAACCAGUUCUAAUCUUAUAUUUUCUUAUAGAGAGUGAUUGAAAAGUCGCACAAUCCAAAUCUCAAAAGUUUUAUGGUUUGUGUUGGAUGACUUUUCGAUUACUCUAUUUUUAGUUGUAAUAUUAUUUUACUGUUUUUAAGAUUGUGUUUUUUGAUUGAUGUUAGUCCGAUAAUUGUCUGAAAGCCUUCAGGUUGAAUAAUAUUCAGUGAUCGAAUCGAAACAUACUACAACAUAAAUCCAUAAAAUGGAUUCCAUGUCUUUGUAGUUUUUUUUAUAAAAACUAAGAAUUAGAGAUUGUAACAUUAGCCAGAGUAAUUUAAACUGCUCAAAUUUAAUAAAUGCAAUAACUAGCACUAUAGCACAGCAACCAUACCUGAACUCUUUAUUAUUAAUAAUAUUAAUAUUAUAAGAGAAAUUUAUGAAAUACUACUUGUCAAUCAUCUUCUGAUGAUUAUUUUUGUAGUCUGAAUAUUUUAUAUUGAUCUUAAAUUAAAAACUAAAAUUGCAUUCUUUUUUUUGAAGAAUUUGUGAUACUUGUUUGAAUUAUGGUACAUUUUAUAGUUUGAUAAUAAAUUGAACAAUUACAAUUUUAAAUAUCAUUUAUUGGAAUCAUACAGUUCAGAAGAUUGUUUGUAUUUUACUGAAUAAUAUAAUGUACUAUAGUAUGAGAUACGAGAAGAUUGUAUAAAGAAGAUUAUACGUACAAAAACAAAUAUUAUUAUGGAAAAUCAUAGAAAGUAUAAUUGAAAUAAUUAUUUUUUUAGUUUUUUAUUUUGCAUUAUCAUUAUAAAUGCUAAUUUAUAGCAUCUCUGCUAAAAAUCAAGAAAUAUUUUAUUUUCAACUGACCAAGAUGAUAAGUAUUUUUGAAAUGUAAUAGUAUAAUUUAUAUGGGAAUCGUAUCAAGUAACUUUUAUUAAAAAUGUUAAUAUUUCUCUGAAAAUAAGAAUUAUAUUUCUUCAUGUGUUCAAAAUCUCUAUCAAAUUCAUUGGAAUAGCGAUCGGAAAUUACUGAAUACAUUUAGCAAGCCUGUACAUCUGAACUACGAAUAUGUUAAGUCACAUCUAAUUUAUUGAAGAAUUUAUUUCGAUGUUGGAAAAUUGUGAUUUUAAUGUUUAUUUCGACAUAAAUAUGAAUUUAAAAAAUUAAUAUAGUGAUCUUUGAAUUAGCAAUACUGUAUAUGAAUAAUAUAAUAUUUUAGAAUAUAUCAUGCCUUUUAUACAUAGUCAAUAAUUAUUGUUUUUUUUUUUUUUGCUAUUCACCAAUUAUUGGUAUUUUGUUAACGCCAUCCAUAAUGUAAAAGGAUGGUCAAUGGCCUAUGUACAGACAUGUAAAAAUCUAAGAAAUAAAGAAAGCCUGCAUUACUGAA
Messenger RNA from Nilaparvata lugens (brown planthopper), 7439 nucleotides. RefSeq names its product sphingosine kinase 2. Gene Ontology annotation, cellular component: intracellular membrane-bounded organelle; membrane; cytoplasm. Lineage: Eukaryota; Metazoa; Arthropoda; Insecta; Hemiptera; Delphacidae. Gene Ontology annotation, biological process: sphingosine biosynthetic process. The record is from RefSeq and is a predicted model, not a curated record. The coding region runs from base 216 to 2042 and encodes 608 amino acids. The transcript has 9 exons.